AUGGACGUUUCCAGUAUUUUAAUCCCUAUGGAUGAACAAGCUCACAAAAUCAACUGGGAUGACUUUCUUAUUAACAAUCACAGUACAAAUUCAUUUUGGGAUUCUAAUAUUUCAACAUCAACUCCUAAUACCAAGCAGCAACCGAAUCUCCAGCAACUGGGUUUCCAUGAUAGCACAAAUGGGACCAGAAACGCCACCGAGAACAAUGGAUUUUCUAGUUCUCACACAGGAGUGAUGGUCAGCAGAAACUCCUCGGAAGUUCCUCGGACUACAGCCAGAAAAAAUCUCAAAGCAAAGAAACGUCCUCUCAAGCAUAACUACCAUGAUUUUAUUGACGAAGAAGAGCCAUCCUCCGAAGUAAGUGGGUUGCGAAGCGAGAACACAAACCUCACUUCUCCCUUGAUGAAGACAGUCAAGGAUAAUAGCGGCUGA
Penicillium taxi is the source of this 432-nucleotide messenger RNA. RefSeq lists its product as uncharacterized. Lineage: Eukaryota; Fungi; Ascomycota; Eurotiomycetes; Eurotiales; Aspergillaceae. The transcript has a single exon. The record is from RefSeq and is a predicted model, not a curated record. Bases 1 to 432 code for a protein of 143 amino acids.